GAUAAUAGAUUAAAAGACAUAUUCGAAAUACGUCGAACUAUUUACUUAAAAAAUAAUAUCAUAUAAAUAAAACGUUAAUUAUUUGUAUUUAUUAAUUAAUAUAAAAUAAAAUUUAAAAUGGAUCAGCAUAGUGCAGAUUGUUGUAAAUGUCAUAAACAAGCAGCUCCAGCACAACAAUCUCUGUCAGAUAUGGAUUUUGACCGUGGCAUUUGGAACGCUGCAAUUUACAACGAAGCUGAUCGUGUACGGAACUUUAUAAAAAAUGGCAAAUGUAUGGAUCGUGAUAAUUGUGACUACACGGCAUUACAUUAUGCUGCCCGGAAUGGAAAUGCUGAAAUCUGUAAAAUUUUGGUGAACGAUGGCAAGGCUGAUGUUAAUGCAGUUACGAAAGGAGGUGUUACACCGCUACACCGUGCUGCUAUGAUGGGUCACUUGGAUAUUGUCAAAUUCCUUAUAACUUCAAAGGCAAACAUAAUGUUGCAGGACGAAGACGGUCAAACUGUUCUACAUCGUGCUGCUGCGCGUGGACAUUUAGAUGUUAUUAAGUAUUUAGUUGAGAUACGACCUGAAUUGAAGAAUGUUAAAGACAACAAGGAUAAAAUACCAUAUGAGUGUUUGUCCGAGAAUGCAAAUGAUGAUUUCAAAAUUUUACUUAAGCCUUGAAUGUUGUUAAAACACCGAAGUUGUUUAGAAGUUUUAGUACACGCUAGUAAAGUAUCGCACUCGAACAAAAUUGCAUUUCCUUUCCACUAAAUUACAAAUAAAGAGAAUAAUUACAACUUCAAAAACAUAAAUAUUUAUAUGAUAAGUUUUAUUUUAUUAAUUUUAUUCCAAAAAACAAAAUAUGUUUUAAUUUUUCAUAUUUUUUCGGAGCAUUUAUAUCUAAAAUAAAGUAUUAUACAAAAUUUUAUUAUCAACAUUAAUUUAAUC
Teleopsis dalmanni is the source of this 930-nucleotide messenger RNA. Its product is annotated as ankyrin repeat domain-containing protein 39. Bases 118 to 663 code for a protein of 181 amino acids. The record is from RefSeq and is a predicted model, not a curated record. Gene Ontology annotation, molecular function: protein binding. NCBI's taxonomy places the organism in Eukaryota, Metazoa, Arthropoda, Insecta, Diptera, Diopsidae. The transcript has 3 exons.